This is a messenger RNA of Anopheles marshallii, 780 nucleotides long. RefSeq names its product ER membrane protein complex subunit 3 (gene EMC3). NCBI's taxonomy places the organism in Eukaryota, Metazoa, Arthropoda, Insecta, Diptera, Culicidae. Gene Ontology annotation, cellular component: membrane; EMC complex. The transcript is spliced from 2 exons. Gene Ontology annotation, biological process: protein folding in endoplasmic reticulum. Bases 1 to 780 code for a protein of 259 amino acids. The record is from RefSeq and is a predicted model, not a curated record.
AUGGCCGAGCUGCUGAUCGAUCCUAACAUUCGCGGUUGGGUGUUUUUGCCCAUCGUUGUAAUCACCUUCCUGGUCGGUAUCAUCCGGCAUUACUUUUCCAUUCUGAUAUCGUCUCAGAAAAAGGCGGAACUUACCCAAAUACAGGACAGUCAGGCAAUGAUCCGGGCACGAUUACUGCGAGAGAAUGGCAAAUAUCUAACCCAGCAAUCGUUUGCCAUGCGUCGACAUUACUUCAACAAUGAAGAUACGGGUUACUUCAAGACACAGAAACGGGCACCACCGAGCCCGAACUCGACCGCGAUGCUAUCGGAUCUGGUGAAGGGAAACUUCAUCAACGUGUUGCCCAUGAUAGUGAUCGGUGGAUGGAUUAACUGGAUGUUUUCCGGAUUCGUCACCACUAAGGUUCCAUUCCCUCUGACGCUGCGGUUCAAACCGAUGCUGCAACGAGGCAUCGAGCUCGCCUCUCUCGAUGCUGCCUGGGUAUCGUCCGCCUCGUGGUACUUUCUGAAUGUGUUCGGAUUGCGAAGCAUCUACACACUAGUGCUUGGUGAAAACAAUGCUGCUGAUCAAACGCAAUCGAUGCAGGAUCAGAUGUCCGGCGCAGCCGUGGCAAUGCCACAAGACCCAAAGGCUGCUUUCAAAGCGGAAUGGGAAGCGCUACAGAUCACUGAAUAUCAGAAUGUGCUAGCCAAUAUAGAAAAUGAGCUGCUAUCCAGUGUCUCUGGCGAGCAAUCGAACCAAAAUACACCACUCGAGGAUGGAGCGGCACUUCGGAAUUGA